Messenger RNA from Candida dubliniensis CD36, 1491 nucleotides. RefSeq names its product guanine nucleotide-binding protein subunit alpha (gene GPA2). Lineage: Eukaryota; Fungi; Ascomycota; Pichiomycetes; Serinales; Debaryomycetaceae. The record is from RefSeq and is a predicted model, not a curated record. The coding region runs from base 1 to 1491 and encodes 496 amino acids. Gene Ontology annotation, biological process: adenylate cyclase-activating G protein-coupled receptor signaling pathway. Gene Ontology annotation, molecular function: G-protein beta/gamma-subunit complex binding; GTPase activity; G protein-coupled receptor binding. The transcript has a single exon. Gene Ontology annotation, cellular component: heterotrimeric G-protein complex.
AUGGGUUCCUGUGCUUCAAAAUCAGCCGAUAAAGGUAACGGCACUUCACAAAACCAACAAUCAGGUCAAUCGACACAAGGUAAGCGACAACAACAACUGCAAGCAAUCCAACAAAAGAAUAAGGAGAAACAGCAACAAAGACAAAGAGAACAGCAAGAAAAACACCUGCAGCAACAACCACAAUCACCAACUGAUUCAAAUGCUGAUGGAACUUUGAAAAAUGGUUCUGAUUUUUACGAAACUUUAAAACAUCCUUCUGAUAGUCUGAAUGAUAAUGGUCAUCACCUUAAAGAAAAGCAUUCUCAAGAAUUAUCCAAUGGCACAGCAAACAAUAAUCUAAUAACAAACCCAGUUGAUGCAGCAGGAAAUUCAAAUCCAAGUAAAGAUGUUAAAGUGUUGUUGUUGGGAUCAGGUGAAAGUGGUAAAUCUACUAUAGUUAAACAGAUGAAGAUUUUACAUUCAGAUGGUUAUACUCAAGAUGAAUUGGAAGAGUAUAGACCAUUUGUUUAUAAAAAUAUUUUGGAUUGUAUUAAGAAUGUGAUAAAUGCUAUUAUUGAUUUACAACCUGAUUUAAUUAAAAAACCCGAUUCACCUCAACUUGAAGAAGAUCGUGAAGAUGAUUUGAAAGUCACAGGAUUGACCAGUGAAAACAAUCAUGUUCCAAUUACAAAUGGAUCAGCCAUCAAUGAACCACCGAAACAUCGCAAACACAUAUUAGAAUACGAUAUGUUGAAUGAAAUCUUAGAUUAUGAUUAUCCAUUGGACUCAAAUCAACCAUUUAAUGCUGAUGUUGCUAUUAAUAUUAAGAAAGUUUAUGAGACACCAGAAGUAAAAGAAUUUAUGCUUCAACGUCAAGGUGAAUUUUAUUUAAUUGAUAGUACUGAUUAUUUUCUUUCUAAUCUAGAUAGAAUAUGUCUUUCUGGAAAUUAUGAACCAAAUGUUAUGGAUGUGUUGAGAACAAGAAAGAAGACUUCGGGUAUUUUCACUUAUACUUUUGAUCUUGGUAAUGGAUUAAAUAUGAAUUUAUUUGAUGUUGGUGGUCAAAGAUCAGAAAGAAAAAAAUGGAUCAAUUGUUUUGAUAAUGUUUCAACAAUUAUUUUUUGUGUUGCCUUGAGUGAAUAUGAUAAUUUCUUACUAGAAGAAAGUAAUACCAAUAGAUUAGAGGAAAGUUUAGCAUUGUUUGAUAGUGUGGUAAAUUCAAGAUGGUUUGCCAGAACUACAGUGGUAUUAUUUUUGAAUAAAAUAGAUGUGUUUGCUGAAAAACUAAAAUAUUCCCCCUUGGAGAAUUUUUUCCCUGAUUAUAAAGGAGGACCCAAUAUUUCUAAUGGAGUGAAAUAUAUUUUAUGGAGAUUUAAUAAAUUGAAUAGAUCAGGGUUGAACAUAUACCCUCAUGUUACUCAAGCUACUGAUACAUCUAACAUUGAAUUGGUAAUGGCAGCUGUCAAGCAAACAAUUUUAGAAAAUUCUCUUAAAGAUAGUGGUAUUUUAUAG